Messenger RNA from Oryza sativa Japonica Group (Japanese rice), 3289 nucleotides. Its product is annotated as probable L-type lectin-domain containing receptor kinase S.5. Gene Ontology annotation, biological process: protein phosphorylation. NCBI's taxonomy places the organism in Eukaryota, Viridiplantae, Streptophyta, Magnoliopsida, Poales, Poaceae. The record is from RefSeq and is a predicted model, not a curated record. Gene Ontology annotation, cellular component: plasma membrane. Gene Ontology annotation, molecular function: carbohydrate binding; ATP binding; protein kinase activity.
UGAUUUUUGUGAAAAAAAGCACAAAAUAUAUCGUUUACAGUUUGAAGAUGAGAAAGCUACACGUUCAAGUUUCUGAAAAGAACGGUGUCUUAGUGCUGGUCGACACUGGACCUUAAACUUCACAUUACACUGUCACACUGCCUUUUCUGUGGCUUGCAACGUGAGAGCAAACUUUAGCAAUACAUGGAUCAAACCUGUGGGAGCAAAUCUGACAUCUGUGGCUUGCAACGUGAGAGCUUCCAUGCUUAUAUAUUACUUACCCCAGCAAUACAUGGAUCAAACCUGACCAUUGUAGACCAUGCAAAUGUUAAUGGAGCCAAUUGGUUCUCUGUAUUUUGUUAGGCAAAUCUGCAAUCGGAGAAGUCAUGAACUUCCAAAGGAUGCUAAUGUGCUUUCCGAAGAAGGGCAUGAACCUUCGGCAUAACCCAAUCGGAAGUUGCUGGUCCCAGUCUGUCUUGGUCUCUUUGUUCAGUCAUGGUCUCUCUUGGACUCUUGGAGAAGAAGAGUUAUGUACAAUGUAUGUGGCAGGUGGCACGAUUGGCAAGUCCGCAAGUGGGAGAAGUCGACAACCACUGGACCAAUUCCUUCCCGCGAAUACCCCCUUGACUGUACAUCAGUACAUCACCAACUCCAUCUCCCUUUACUUAUGCAUCGCCAACUCCACUGCUCCAUGUUGCUUCUGCGCCGUCUCCGCCGUGCCGCCAUGGCCGUGCUCAUGCUAGUGUGGUGCGUGUCCGUUUUCUUGCUCCUCCCAUCUGCCACCGCGCAGGCCACCACCUUCACCAGCAACGUCGACGGCAAGGAGUUCACCACAUUCUCCUUCCCCAAGUUCGACAAGCCCCUGUUGCAGCUCCCCGACAACCUGACCUUCUCAGGCAACGCCACCAUCGCCCAGGACGGGUUGCAGCUCACCCCGGACAGCGGCAACAGGCCCGAGAUAUUCCUCGUCAACCAGGCCGGCCACGCCUUCUUCACCGCCCCGUUCGUCGUCUGGGAAUCCAAGUCGUCGUCGUCGUCGUCCAACUCCGCCGCCGCUGCCGCCGAUGGAAAGUACGUCGCCUCGUUCUCCACCGUGUUCAAGGUUAACCUGUUCCGCUCGAACCUGAACAAGACGGUCAAGGGCGAGGGGCUCGCGUUCGUCGUCGCGUCGAGCAACGCCCGCGGGCCGCCGGUCGGUAGCCACGGCGGGUUCCUCGGCCUCACCAACGCCUCCACCGACGGCAACGCCACCAACGGGUUCGUGGCCGUGGAGCUGGACACAGUGAAGCAGCGCUACGACAUCGACGACAACCACGUCGGCCUCGACGUCAACGGCGUCCGAUCCACCGCCGCGGCGCCACUCGCCCCACUGGGUAUCCAGCUCGCGCCCAGGAACACCACCGUCGACGACGGCAUCUGCUUUGUCUGGGUCGACUACAAUGGCACGUCGCGGCGGAUGUCGGUGUACAUCGCCAAGAACGAGAGCAAGCCCUCCGCCGCCGUGCUCAACGCGUCGCUGGACCUCUCCACCAUCCUCCUCGGCAAGACGGCGUACUUCGGCUUCUCGGCGUCCACCGGCGCCGCGACGUACCAGCUCAACUGCGUGCGCAUGUGGAACAUGACCGUCGAGAGGCUCCACGACGGCACCACCACCACCGCCACGAAGCUAGCCGGCACGUCCGGCUGGAAGUUGGCCGUCGGCGUGUUGUGCGGCGUCGCCGUGGUGCUCGGGGUGGUCGCCGCGCUGUACAUCCGGAAGAGGAGGAGACGGAGCGGCGGCGACCCGAGCUCGGCGUUCAACGCCGCCAUUGAUUUCAGGAAGAUCCCAGGUUUGCCCAAGGAGUUCGACUACAUGGAGCUGAGGAGAGGGACGAACAACUUCGACGAGAAGAUGAAGCUGGGGCAGGGCGGGUACGGCGUGGUGUACCGCGCCACCGUGGUCGGGGAAGAUGGCCGGAGCACGGACGUCGCCGUGAAGCAGUUCUCCGGUGCAAACACCAAGGGGAAGGAGGAUUUCCUCGCCGAGCUCAGAAUUAUCAACUGCCUCCGUCAUCGCAAUCUCGUCAAGAUCGUCGGUUGGUGCCGCCAAAAUGGCAGGCUGUUGCUAGUGUACGACUACAUGCCGAACGGCAGCCUGGACAGGCACAUCUUCGGCGAGCCGGGCGCGGCGGCGCUGGACUGGAAGCAGCGCUACAACGUCGUCGCCGGCGUCGCGUCGGCGCUGAACUACCUCCACCACGAGUACGACCAGAUGGUGAUCCACCGCGACAUCAAGCCGUCCAACAUCAUGCUCGACUCCGCCUUCAACGCGCGGCUCGGCGACUUCGGCCUCGCCCGCGCGCUCGAGUCCGACAAGACGUCGUACACCGACAUGGCCGGCGUCACGGGGACGCUGGGGUACAUCGCGCCGGAGUGCUUCCACACCGGCCGCGCGACGCGGGAGUCGGACGUGUUCGGCUUCGGCGCCGUCGUCCUGGAGAUCGUCUGCGGCCGCCGCGUCUCCUGCAGCGACCUCCCCGGCUGGCUCAGCCUGCUGGAGUGGGUCUGGAAGCUCCACGGCGCGGCUGGCGGCGGCGGCAUCCUCGAGGCCGUCGACCAGAGGCUCGCCGGCGAGUUCGACGAGGUCGAGGCCGAGCGGCUCCUGCUGCUGGGCCUCGCGUGCAGCCACCCGAACCCCGGGGAGCGGCCGAGGACGCAGGCCAUCCUGCAGAUCCUGACGGGCGCCGCCCCGCCGCCGCACGUGCCGCCGUCGAAGCCGGCGUUCAUGUGGCCCGCGAUGCCCGUCGCGCUCGAUGGCGACGACGACGACAGCGAGACGCCGACGUCGCGCAGCAGCAUGCUGCUGACCUCGUCGUCGACGGGGUGGACCAAAAUCUUCCAGGUGAGCAAAGAGCAUGACGUGGCGGAGAAGGACGUGGCCGCAGAGUGAACAGCCGGGAAGAGUCAGCGGCUCGCGUGCGGGCGAGGCCUGGUCAAUCGAGACCGUCGAGCUGGUGGAACACUGGACGACGUGCAGGAGUAUGACCAAACAAAACGGAGUAAAAAAAUGUGCGUUGCCAUGGAAUGGCGGAGGUUGUUUUUGCUCUAACAUUUUUCAACUUGCUGCGUUAAAUACAAUCUAGUGGUGUACGGCGGUGAGUGUAGUUUAUGCGAGUAGUAGCUGUAUUUGUCACGUCAGAAUUUUUUUUUCCCAUGGUGCGCAAGAGGGAGGGGAAAACACUUGCUUAUUGUUCCAAGCUUUGCAGCCACCUUAGUACUACCAUACUGGAGUAUUGCGAGAAAGGAAGGUCUUGGAGCACGUUUUCAAAGA